AUGAGUGAUGAAUUGGAUUGCCUGAAGGGUUUCGUUGCUGGAUGCAGUGAGCAGCAAACCGUAGCUCCCCCCUCCCUCUCGCAUGCCUUGGCGAUUAUCGCCCCCGGUGCUUCCCCGUUUUCGGUAGGAAAAUCCACGCCGACCAUUGACACUAAUUUGUUCCAUGCCUCCACCGGCCAUGUAAACGAAUAUUUUGUGCGUGAAACGGCCGAGCAGCAGGGCGUACGACUGGUGGGGGAGAUGCAGCCGUGUGUGGGCUGCGUGGAGGCGAAGGGCAGGCGGGCACCGGUGCCGCGGCGUGGCACCCGCGCGGCGGUACCGUUCGGCAAAGUCCACAUCGACCUCACGGGCCCGUUCUCUGACGCGCUGGACGGCUCCCGGUACCUGAUCAUGUUCGUGGACAGCGCAUCGCGGUUGCAACGGGGGUACGGGAUGCGGGCCAAGAGCGACACCCUGAAGAUCCUCAGCCCCGUCGCCGAUCUCCGUCGCCCCAUCAUCAGCCCCACCGUCGACCGCAACAACGCCGUCCCAUUCUGCCCCGGGCCUGCCGCCGCCGCCGUCGCCGCAGCCCACCAGCGCGCCACUCCCGCUCCCCCUCACCCGCCGCUUUCGAAACGAGCCGUGAAGGAGUUGGGACGAAAGGACACGAGGGUACAAGGCCGCACGCGCGGCGAUGGAGUGCGCGAUGAUGAACAAGGACUCCCUCAUCUCUUCGCUCGCCACCCAGGAGGCCGUGGAUCAAGGUCGCNAGAGAACGCGAUCAAUGCCAAGUGGGUCUUCAACUGUAAGGCAGACGAGCAUGGAUGGCCGACGAAAUUCAAGGCAAGACUUGCAGCGCGGGGGGGAAUACAGAGGGCUUCGAAUGAUUUUGGAGAAUUGUUUGCACCCACCGUUUCCGUGUGCAGUGUGCGCGUGUUGGCAGCAUUAGCAUGCGAGCAGAAUCUUGACUUGUGCCAUUUCGAUAUUCAGCAGGCUUUUGUGCAGUCUGAGCUUGAUGAUGAUGUUUUCAUGCGCUUACCGCAGGGGUGUGGUAGCAUGUCUGGCCUGAUCGUGAAGCUGUGCAAGAGUCUGUAUGGUUUUUUGCAGUGUCUAGCGGAUGCAUGUGUUUUUCGAUUGAUGGAGGAGGGAGAUAUGAUCAUGAUCAUCGCGGUCCACGUGGAUGACAUUUUUGCUGUAGGGCAGAAGGAGAGGGAUCUCAACGAGAUGGUCCCCGUGAAGAACCUUGGAGAGUCGAGGUGGUACUCAGCGUGCUUUUACGAGAGAGACGUAGAGAGAGGGCUGUUGAAGAUUUCGCAGCAGAGAGUGUUCCUCUUAAAGCUCUCCGACUUUGACGUGAAUGAAGCGAGUGCUGAUGUCCCUUUUCGCGAGUUGGUAGGAUCUCUGAUGAUGUGGUUGGCCACUCAAACACGGCCGGACAUUGCGAAUGCAGUUCGAGCAGUAGGGCAGCAUUGCGCGUCUCCCAAGAUGGUGCACUGGAAGGCAGCACUCGGUAUUUUAGGAUACGUACGCAGGACGAGUCGGAUGGGGAUUACAUUUGAGAGGGGCGUCGUGACAGGUAUGAGCAUGCAGCAGGUGUUUGUGGAUGCCGACUAUGCAAGCAAGGCGGCAGACCGGAGGUCGGUGUCUGGGGGGCUAGUGAUGUGUGUGUGGGGGAGUGUGACUUGGUUUUCACGAACGCAGAAGUGCGUUAUGCUUUCCACCACGGAAGCAGAGUACCAUGGUGUGGCGUUUUAUGUUGCCAGAUGCGAGUAUGCCGUGCACCCGGUGUUCGAGCAUAAUCAGGGAGCGGUUCAGAUUGCGCACAACCCGAUCACGAACUCCAACUCGAAGCACAUCGAUGUGCGGCGUCACUUUAUCAGGGAGCUGGUAGAGAGGAAAACGCUUUCAAUUACUCAUGUGCCGACGCAAUUUCAGCACGCAGAUUUCUUGAUGAAGGCUAUGAGCAAGGAGUCUUUUGCGUUGCACCGUGACUUUGUGAUGAACUUGCAGUGAAGGAAGAGUUUUGGGGUCGAUUCGUAUUCUGUAGCGGAGAGAGAGAGAGACGAGAUUGGACAAGAGCAAGAGAGAGUCUGAUGAAGGUGGAGUUUUAGUUGUGUUGGGAUUUUUCUUGGUUGUUUUGGAGGAGUUUUGGUUGUGUUGGAAUUUUUCUUGUGAUUGACUUGGGAGGGUUCUUGCAUGUUUUGGGGAGGAUAUCGGAUCUGGAUGCUUUUAGAAUUUUCUUGUUUGUUUUGGAGAGAUAUGGUAAAAGAGGAGUUUGGUUUUUGCCGGAGCAUGACGAUGCAUACGAG
Molecule: messenger RNA, 2288 nt
Organism: Ectocarpus sp. CCAP 1310/34
Lineage: Eukaryota; Phaeophyceae; Ectocarpales; Ectocarpaceae
Source: the annotation of a GenBank genome assembly